CCGAUUUUUGAGUGACGUUUAUCGUGGACGGCUGUCAGGUUUGUUUGUAUUCAACUUUACGAAAGGAGUCGUAUUUAAUUGAACCAUAAUUUCGAUUAUUUUCAACAUUUUCACUCGUUGUCGCAUAAAAAUAUAAGUGGUGUAGUGAGUAUUUCUGAAGGUUUUAUUCACAGUGUUUUUAUUCAGAGAUAUCCGAAUAAAUAUCUUUGAAAAUGGUGUCAGGCGGGAUGACCUGUGUGAAAUAUUUACUAUUUUGCUUCAAUUUGCUAUUUGCGAUAUCUGGUUUGGCAAUAUUGGUAGUCGGAGUAAUCGCCCACGUUCAUAUUUAUGCUCAGUAUUCGAAUUUCGUUUAUCCAAGCUACCAACUCGCUCCAGUGAUUCUGAUCGCCGUCGGUGUCAUUAUUUUCCUGAUUUCAUUCUUCGGAUGCUGUGGAGCCGUUAAAGAAAACCACUGUAUGAUUAUAACUUUCUCGAUUCUUUUGGGAGUUAUCUUUGCUGCUGAAAUUGCUGCUGGAGUCAUCGGAUACAUUAAUCGUCACGAAGUUCAGGUUAUGCUGGACACCAAACUGAAUUCUACAAUGUAUAAGUACUACACUAGUACUGAUAUUAAGAAGACCUGGGAUGUUGCUCAGCACGAGUUGGAGUGUUGUGGAAUGAAUGGUCCGGACGAUUGGCAAAAGGUCAAUCAUAACAAUUCCCUUCCCCACACUUGCUGUCCAAAUGUUCACAAUCACGGUGUCUGUGAAAAGACUACAGUUGGCGUGUACAAAUCAUCUUGCAUUCAAAAGUUGAAGGAGAUGUUUAUGAACUAUGCAUCCGGUAUUGGGGCUGUUGGAUUGGGUGUUGCCGGAUUUCAGUUGUUUGGAAUUAUUUUCGCCUGUGCGUUGGCUCGGCACAUUCGCAAGGAAUAUGAAACAGUUUAAGCAGUAUCCAAAGGCACAAUAUUGUAGCUUAGUAACAUUGUCACAUCCACGGUACCUCUUGUUAUAUUUUGCAUACUUUUCUUUGUUGUUACGAAACGUAGUAGUAUUAUUUAUAUUUGUUUAUUAUUUAUUUUAAAUAACUAUUUUGGUUGUGAAAUAAGUUUAAAAUAAGUAUUUGUUUUGAUUAUAGUUGAAAGGAAUCUCUCUGUUUAUUAUAGGAAUAUGUCUUUGUUUUAUUGUCUAAGUUUUUUGAUACACUUUUUACAACUUAUAUAAAAAAUAAGUUUAUGAUAUUUUUACACAGAAUAUUUUUAAGAUUAAAAUAUUACAAAUUAUGUCUCAACUGUUCUCGAAUUCUUGCAUGUGUUCACUUUCACAGACUGAUUUGUUACACUUUGUCACAUUUGUAGUUUAUUACCAAUAGUUUAUAUUACUGUAAUAUUUUACUUCGAAUACAUAUGUAAAAAUAUUUCAAAACUUCAUACCUACUAGUGCCCAGAUGUUUAAAACAAUUAUUUUUAUUGAUCUCUGUUAAAAUAUAUUUUUACAUAUUUUAUUAAAUUUAAUAAUUAAUCUUCAUAAUAACACAAUAAUAAAUCAAAAAUAACAAUUUAUGCAUUGCACUAGUAAAUAGGAAAUUUUGAUAUAAAAUAGUGUGUACGCCAAUUUGAGCAUUAUUUUGAUAUAAUAUGUAUACUUCUAAUAAUUCGAAUACCUAUUUAAAUAUUUUUAUAUGAAAACGGAUCUACUUUGUUGGAAAAAUGCUCAAAUACAUUUUCUAUGAACGAAGUAUUUUCUCGUUGUUCAUUGUUUAUUAGAUCAAUGUCAUUAUAUACUAUAGAUCAAUGUAUUUUAGUCUAGAUUUGAACUGAAAUUGGUUUUGCCAAAAUUGUACCAAAAAUUAUUUGAACAUUAUUUAAAAUGUGUAAAAUUAGUCUUAAGAAAAUUUAUUCUCGUAUUUUUACUUUACACAAAGUAUUUAAUGUUACAAUAUAUGUAUGUAUUAAAUCUUUAAAAUCUAUAUAACCUAAUAAAUAUAAAUGAGUGGAGAA
Sitophilus oryzae (rice weevil) is the source of this 1975-nucleotide messenger RNA. Its product is annotated as CD63 antigen-like. NCBI's taxonomy places the organism in Eukaryota, Metazoa, Arthropoda, Insecta, Coleoptera, Curculionidae. Bases 213 to 923 code for a protein of 236 amino acids. The transcript has 5 exons. Gene Ontology annotation, cellular component: membrane. The record is from RefSeq and is a predicted model, not a curated record.